UCUUAUUAUUUACUUGUUACAUCUCUCUCUCUCUCUCUCCUUAUAAAUACACGCCCCACCUAUAACUACCGCAUCAUUCCACAAUUUUCCAAGCACAUUUUUUCUUUGUUCCUCAUUUGGAAAAGUCUUCUCUCUUCUUCUUGGUCCUCUCCUCUUCAUUGUUUUCUUUUUUUUUUUUUCGUUCUUUCUGCAAUUACAUUCCAAUUAAAGCCGGCGAUCAUGACCACUAUGUUGGUGCUUUUCUUGACGGCGUUCGCCGCCGUCUUGAGCUCCUCCGUUGCCGAUCCCGACUUGCUUCAAGAUGUUUGCGUUGCGGAUCUCAAUUCCGAGGUUAGGGUGAACGGAUACGCGUGCAAGAGCUCGGCGAAUAUAAGCGCGGACGACUUCUUCUCCACCAUACUCGGGAAGCCAGGAGCGACAAACAACACCUUCGGAUCGCUGGUGACGGGAGCGAACGUCCAGAAGAUUCCAGGCCUCAACACUCUCGGCGUCUCCCUCUCCCGCAUCGACUACGCUCCCGGCGGCCUUAAUCCGCCCCACACGCACCCACGCGCCACCGAGAUCGUCUUCGUCCUCUACGGAGAAUUGGACGUCGGGUUCAUAACCACCGCCAACGUCCUCGUGUCGAAGACGAUAAAGAAGGGAGAGAUCUUCGCGUUCCCGAAGGGACUGGUUCACUUCCAGAAGAACAACGGCAAGGAUCCCGCCGCCGUAAUCUCCGCCUUCAACAGCCAGCUGCCGGGGACUCAGUCGAUCUCUACCACGCUCUUCGGCGCGUCGCCACCGGUGCCGGACAAUGUUCUGACGAAGGCGUUCCAGAUUGGGACUAAGGAGGUUCAGAAGAUCAAGUCCAGAUUUGCGCCCAAGAAGUAGAUGAGUCACACUGAGAUUUGUUUGUUUGUGUUUUACUGUAAUAAUGUGUGUAUUGUUGUGGCCUUUUUUGGGACUUGUUUAUAAGGUUUGGUCUGUUUUCGGGUGUUUUUUACUUUUUGCCAUUCAUAGAAAAAUAAAAAUUUAAAAAGGAUAUAAAAGGAUGAUUGAAAAUGAACAUUGAUUUCUCGGGUGCCCAAUUUUUUGGACAUUUUCACUUCA
Morus notabilis is the source of this 1092-nucleotide messenger RNA. RefSeq names its product rhicadhesin receptor. Lineage: Eukaryota; Viridiplantae; Streptophyta; Magnoliopsida; Rosales; Moraceae. Gene Ontology annotation, cellular component: plasmodesma; cell wall. The record is from RefSeq and is a predicted model, not a curated record. Bases 220 to 873 code for a protein of 217 amino acids. Gene Ontology annotation, biological process: plasmodesmata-mediated intercellular transport; regulation of root development. The transcript has 2 exons. Gene Ontology annotation, molecular function: manganese ion binding.